AAAGAAAUUUAUUUGACGGAGCAACAAAGGGUAUCGUAUGAUGUGCUCUUUUGUCUCCUUCCACACUUGUUUGUAUAUUAUAAAAACAGACAAGUUGCAGGUGUUCAUCAUCAAUACUCAUCCAAACACAACUCUCUCUCUCUCUCAAUCUUGGGGUACAGAAAUAGAGUUGAAUGGCAGCCAAAUCCAAGAGUCUUCAGGUGAUCGGGAAGCACGUGGUUAACAGCCUCCGUUCAUGCGCUUUCGCACGCGCCGUCGCAUCUGAUCUCUCAGCUUCUCGUGUAUUGCUUAACAGGAAUGGUCACACAUCAGCGUAUGAUAAGAACGUAGAGGAAGAAUUGCAAUCGAGUAAGGUGCCUGAUGAAUUGAUAAAGCCUGAGGUUGACUCUGACAAAUAUUGGUCUCCUCACCCUCAGACCGGUGUCUUUGGACCUUCCUCAUCCUCCAACACCGACACAACCGAAGAGAAUCGCAGCAGUCAAGAUGACUCAGUAAUGGAUGAGAAAGCUUGGUUCCGUCCAACAAGUCUCGAGGAUUUGGACAAGACUCACCAUUCAUAGCAACACAACUUACUCUUUACUUUAAUUAUGUUUUGAGAGUGUUUUCGGAAUCUCGUAAUAAAAUUUGAAAUCAAACUAAUGUUGUUGCAAUAAUGAACAAAACUUUGUUAUGAUGUUAUACAAAUGUGACUAUACGCUUGUUUUGCAUUUAUGGACAAGUUGGCUCUCUU
This is a messenger RNA of Eruca vesicaria subsp. sativa (arugula), 730 nucleotides long. The record is from the annotation of a GenBank genome assembly. Lineage: Eukaryota; Viridiplantae; Streptophyta; Magnoliopsida; Brassicales; Brassicaceae.